Talaromyces atroroseus is the source of this 1167-nucleotide messenger RNA. RefSeq lists its product as hypothetical. Gene Ontology annotation, cellular component: endoplasmic reticulum membrane; dehydrodolichyl diphosphate synthase complex. Lineage: Eukaryota; Fungi; Ascomycota; Eurotiomycetes; Eurotiales; Trichocomaceae. The record is from RefSeq and is a predicted model, not a curated record. Bases 1 to 1167 code for a protein of 388 amino acids. Gene Ontology annotation, molecular function: ditrans,polycis-polyprenyl diphosphate synthase [(2E,6E)-farnesyl diphosphate specific] activity. The transcript is spliced from 2 exons.
AUGGUCUCAUCAAAGGACGUCGACCUCUUCCGCGAAGACGUUCGUCUUCGUGGGAACCGGUUCUCUGCCGCGGAGCGCGAGAAGCUCCUCAAGCCCUACCUCCCCGAACCACAGCUGGCUUCACGAAACCACAACAGCAAAGACCAGAGGAAGAAGACCAAGACGAAACCAAAGCAGAAGAAGCCACUUCGCACAUUCAUCAAAUCCCAGAUCCACCGCCUCAUUUACCUCAUCAUCCAUUUAUGUCUGGGCUUCUACAUCCGCAUCUCCCAGACCAUUGUUGCCGUGACAGAUCGGAUAUUGGCUAUUACAUACUACCAUCACCGCUCCCCGGAAAUCAUUGCAAAGGAUGUCAAGUCCCUAGAUCGUCUGCCGGAGCACCUGAGUGUUUUGCUGAAGCUGCGCAAGACCGAGGAAGACGCCUUGCAUACCUUGAUGGAUGAGGCUGCGGAGCUCGCGGCAUGGACAACGUGCGCCGGUAUUCCAGUUUUGAGUAUAUAUGAAAAGACGGGAAUCCUCAAAUCGUAUAUUUCCACCCUCCACAAAGUCAUCUCCGACAAGCUCUCUCUCUACUACGGCUCUCCAUCGCACCAACCCCAUCUCCGAAUCUUUGCUCCUCACCACAGCGCCUAUUGCCCAUCUACUUUUAGCCAAAACCAAACCGGCACAACAGCAUCAACACCAAAACAGACAUCCCUAACAGUCCUCCUCCUCUCUCACUCCGACGGGCGCGAAACCCUCGUCGACCUGACCAAAACCCUAACGGAGAUGGCCCAAAACGGCAAACUGUCACCCAACGACAUUAGCACAAAGCUCAUCGACGCCGAAAUUAGCGAUAUCACUUCCCAUCCUUCUUCUUCUCCGUCAUCAUCUUCCUCCUCCCCACCGACCACCAACGAACACCUACGCAAGGAGGGAGUAGAUCAAAUGCUCCCGUCCUCCCUCUUCCACCCCGUCAAACCCGAACCAGACCUCCUCAUAAUCUUCGGUCCGUACGUCAAACUCGACGGAUAUCCGCCCUGGCAAGUGCGGCUAACCGAGAUAUUUUGCACGGGGGACAAGACGAGUAGUAUUGCAGCUGGGAAUGAUGAAGAGGCGGUCGAAUAUCAGGGAUUCUUACGGGGUUUGUGGCGGUAUGCUCGAGCGAGUUUUAGAUUUGGACGGUAG